This is a messenger RNA of Sciurus carolinensis (gray squirrel), 1718 nucleotides long. It is a transcript of the gene Sh3bgrl, whose product is annotated as SH3 domain binding glutamate rich protein like. The record is from RefSeq and is a predicted model, not a curated record. The transcript has 4 exons. Gene Ontology annotation, cellular component: cytoplasm. The coding region runs from base 206 to 550 and encodes 114 amino acids. Lineage: Eukaryota; Metazoa; Chordata; Mammalia; Rodentia; Sciuridae.
CCGGGGUUUGGGGCAGGGACUGCCGCGCUCUGAGCCCAUUGAAAGCAGCUAAGGGUGGAGGCGGGGCUCUGUCGAAUUCCCCUUCCACCUUCCCCCACCCGCCUCUUCCAACCUCGGUUUGGCCCCUUGCUGGAUUUCAGCCUUUGCUGCAGCUGCUCCGCAGCUCUUUCCAGGACCCAAACAACCUCCAGCGACUGUUCCCAGGAUGGUGAUUCGUGUAUACAUUGCAUCUUCAUCUGGCUCUACCGCGAUUAAGAAGAAACAGCAAGAUGUUCUUGGUUUCUUAGAAGCCAACAAAAUAGGAUUUGAAGAAAAGGAUAUUGCAGCCAAUGAAGAGAAUCGGAAAUGGAUGAGAGAAAAUGUACCUGAAAAUAGUCGACCAGCCACAGGGUACCCCCUGCCACCUCAAAUUUUCAAUGAAAGCCAAUACCGUGGGGAUUAUGAUGCCUUCUUUGAAGCCCGAGAAAAUAAUGCAGUGUAUGCCUUUUUAGGCUUGACAGCACCUCCUGGUUCAAAGGAAGCAGAAGCCCAGGCAAAGCAGCAAGCAUGAACCUUAAGCAUUCUGCCUUAAGCAUCUUGAAAACUGAGUCUUCAUUGCUUUUAUAAAAAACAAAAACAAAAACAAAAAUUUCUUGGCUUCAAAAGAAACAGGCUUAAUGUUGAAAUAAAUAGUGUAGUUGGUGUUUUUGCAAGUAAAAAAAUCAAAAUGAAAACAUAAUUAAAAUGUGAAUAUUAUGGUGAGGAGAAUGGGAAAUGAACAUACAUUUUGAAGUAGACAUCAUGUAAUAGUAUUGUAAUCUGCCAAGGCAUUUAUGUACUUCGUUGAUUUUUACCAAGAAUAUACACUUCUUUUUAAAAUAUUUUUUAUUGCUGGCUAAGGAUAUCUAAAGCUUAACACUGAGGAAUUUUAAAAUAAGAGAGAAUCUGUUGCUUGUUCCCAAAUUGCCUCAUUAAUUUUGGUGAACAAGAAUAUGUACCUUUUUAAUGUGAUGUUAUUGUGAUUAAAAGUACUUACAGGUAAUGUUUGUGAUAGGUUAAACAUUGUAAUUUCCCGUGUCAAUUAUAACAUUCCCAUUCUUUUGUAGAAGAAAAUUCUAUGUACUGAACCACAAGUUUGCCAAGCUUAAAAAUGUAGAUUGUUGUUGCAUAUAAUGGGAACAGAAUAGAUGACUUUCCCACAAAAUGAAAGCCAAACACGAAAACAAUAAUGCAUUCAGUUGAUAAGUUCCUUCUUUACAUCGUUAUGGAACCACCUUUCUAAGUUGCUUGCCUCAGUGAAAUGUUAAUGUGUUUGUCAUGGAAGUGGGAUGGCAAGUAAAUUUAAAAUGGCAUUCUCUUACAAAGAUCUCAGACACUUAAUUAACUAUUAUAAAACACGUUGGUACUUAUUGCCCAAGAUCAGAUUGUUUGGAUUUUGGAUAAAAAAAGUAGCUUUUUCUCCAUUUAACAAAACUGUGUAUCAUGAAUGUCAUUAUCUCUUGAUAUAUUGCUCUUCUGUUUCAAUUUAGGCAUAUAUUGUGUGAGUACAUUAAGUAGAGAAAUUUUUAUGGUUCUAUCAGAAAGCAUAAGUAUCAAAUAAACAAGAGCAACUUUUAAAAUUUGUUUUAAAACUUCUAAAAGAAAAGACAAGAAAUAUGCCCUAAAUCACUUACCCAGAAGAUAUACACACUGUACUACUUUAUUUCUAAAAAAUAAACACCUUUUACUUUAAACUACUU